UAUUCGUACUGUUUUGUUAGAUAUAACAAGGUAGCAAAAAACGACAAUCUCGUAUGAUAUUAACAGUUGACUUGCAAUAUGGAAGGUAGAGAAGCCCAAAUAUGCAGCUCCGGUAGCAAACGUGGUGGUUGGAUCACCUUCCCCUUCAUCAUUGGCGCGACGGCGGGAUUCACACUUGGAGGCGCAGGAUGGAUAUCAAACCUGAUCGUAUAUCUGAUUCAGGUGUUCAAUGUGAAAAGCAUAAACGCGGCUCAGAUUUACAACAUAUCGAAUGGUUGCACCAAUUUGUUUCCGGUCAUCGGAGCAAUUGUUGCUGACUCUUUCUUUGGUACUUUCUCUGUUGCUGCAGUUUCUGCCUGUAUCUCUUUGCUGGGUAUAGUUCUCUUAACCUUGACUUCAGCACUUGAUUCCUUGAGACCUCAGCCAUGUGAUAAUGGAUCAAGCUUAUGCACACCACCCUCAAAACUCCAAUAUGCGAUCCUAUACACAAGUUUAGCCCUAGCAUGUAUUGGAUCUGGAGGUACACGGUUUACCAUAGCAACUAUGGGAGCAAAUCAAUUUAAUAAACCCAAGGAUCAAGGGAUUUUUUUUAACUGGUUUUUCUUCACUUUCUAUAUUGGCUCUGUGGUAAGCGGCACAGCCAUUGUCUACAUUCAAGGUAACGUAAGUUGGAAAUGGGGAUUUGGCCUAUGUGCGAUUGCUAAUUUCAUUGGCUUGGCCUUUCUCUUAUUGGGAAACCGUUUCUACUUUCAUGAUAAGCCACAAGGGAGCCCAUUCACAGGUAUAGUUCGUGUUAUUAUUGCCACUAUUCAGAAAUGGAAGCUGCAGCACUCAUCCAAAAUCGAGGAUUACUACUACGGACAUGAUGGAAUCACAGAAAUAGCUGCAACUGCAACACCCAAAAAGAGCUUCAGGUUCCUUAAUUGUGCCGCACUUAAAACAGAUGGAGAUGUUGGAUCGGAUGGUUUAAUUGCAAAACCUUGGAAAAUAUGCACAGUACAACAAGUAGAAGAUGUCAAAACCCUUUUUAGGAUUUUCCCAUUAUGGUCAUCAAGUAUAUUUUUAGGGACCCCAAUAGGAGUCCAACUCAGCUUGACAGUAAUCCAAGCUUUAACCAUGGACCGACACCUUGGGCCUCAUUUCCAAAUUCCUGCUGGAUCUAUCCUAGUCAUAAGCCUAAUCUCCUCAGCCAUUUUUCUUACAAUCGUUGAUCGAUUGUUAUCUCCAAUGUGGAAAAAGCUGACUCAUAGGUCUCCUACGCCCCUCCAACAGAUAGGACUAGGUCAUGUGCUAAACAUUCUAAGUAUGGCUACUUCAGCACUGGUGGAAUCGAAGCGGCUCAAAAUAGCCCGAGCCCACCAUCUCCAAGGCCAGCCUGGGGCCAUAGUGCCCAUGUUGGCCUUGUGGCUAAUUCCACAACUAGUUUUGGUUGGCAUUGGAGAAGCAUUUCAUUUCCCAGGACAAGUUGCAUUAUAUUAUCAAGAAUUUCCUACUUCACUUAAAAGUACAUCAACUGCGAUGAUUGCUUUGAUUAUAGGGAUUGCUUUUUAUAUGAGCACGGUUUUGAUUGAUCUUGUCCAAAGGAUCACUGGAUGGUUACCAAAUAAUAUAAAUAAUGGGAGGCUAGAUAAUAUGUAUUGGUUGUUAGUUGUGGGGGGAGUGGUCAACUUUGGUUAUUUCUUGGUGUGUGCUUGCUUAUACAAGUAUCAAAAUGUUGAAAAGGGAGAUGAGAGCAAUUCUGUCACUAAUAAUUGAUUCUCAGAGUGAGCAAUGAUAAAGGCUCACAUGUAUUUCUAUAACAAUAGACCUUGGAUAUAGAAACAACAAUUGUUGACAUGGACUAUUUUGAUUGAUGCAUACUGGUGAACCAAUAUAAAAAGUGAUGUUAUUUCAAUUAUAA
Molecule: messenger RNA, 1900 nt
Organism: Quercus robur (English oak)
Lineage: Eukaryota; Viridiplantae; Streptophyta; Magnoliopsida; Fagales; Fagaceae
Product: protein NRT1/ PTR FAMILY 2.6-like
Exons: 4
Coding region: 79-1755 (558 amino acids)
Biological process (GO): transmembrane transport
Cellular component (GO): plasma membrane
Molecular function (GO): transmembrane transporter activity
Source: RefSeq, a predicted model, not a curated record